AUGCCAGAACAAAUGCAAGAAUCAUUUUCUUUUCCUCAUCCACCUCAACCACAGCCAUUAAAAUUAUCAUCCGACAUUGACGGCAUUAAUGAUAUUAAUACAACAAUCACUGCCAAUACUAUUACUACCGAUGAUAAUACCGAUAAUGUUCUUAAUAAACUUGUUUCUCCUCCAACAAGUCCAAAAGAAAAAACAAAUUUUCUUUUGCGCAGAUCAACCAACAAUAGGACUAAAAGAUAUUCUUUACAAAAAGAUCCUUGUGAAUCAGGAGUUAAUAACAAUAAUGAUAAGCGUUUAAAUCCUACCAGAACUAAUACUGAAUCAAUAACUAUUUAUGAUACUCAACCAACUACUUAUGUUCAACCGUUAAAUUUUACUACAAUUCUACCACAAUCAAACAACUCUAUUAUUAAUGAACAGCCACCACCAUUAAAUAAUGCUAUUAUUAAUGCUCAACCGUUAAACUCUACUACUAAUAUUAAUGAACAACCGCCACCUAGCAAUGUAAUUGUUAAUGAACAACCGCCACCUAGCAAUGUAAUUGUUAAUGAACAACCACCACCUAGCAAUGUAAUUGUUAAUGAACAACCGCCACCUAGCAAUGUAAUUGUUAAUGAGCAACCGCCACCUAGCAAUGUAAUUGUUGAUGAGCAACCGCCACCUAGCAAUGUAAUUGUUGAUGAGCAACCGCCAUCUAGCAAUGUAAUUGUUAAUGAGCAACCGCCACCUAGCAAUGUAAUUGUUAACGAGCAACCGCCAUCAAUUAAUGCUAUCAUUAAUCAAAAGCAAUCACCAAUUAUUAAUGAACAAUUACCGCCAUCAAACAUUGUUAUUAUUAAUGAUCAAAAGUCAAAUAUUAUUACUACUAUUAAUGAACAACCACCGUCAAAUAAUGCAACUAUUAAUGAACAGUCACCAAUAAUUGAUGCGAUUAGUAACGAACAACCACCAAUAAUUAAUGCGAUUAUUAAUGAACAACCACCAACUAAUGAUGUUCUUAGUUCCCAACCACCACCAAAUAAUGUUAUGAUUAGUUCUGAUACUACUACAAUUAAUACAGAUCAAAUCAACACAAGUAAUCAAAUUACCGUUGAAUCCAGCUGUAGUGACAGUAAUUCAAUUGAACCCAAUAAUCAUAACCUUUAUCACACUAAUAAUAAUAUUCAUAAUAAUGGUAUCUAUAACUUCAAUAAUAAUAACAUUAAUAGCAAUAAUUUGUAUUUAGUAAAUGAUGGAGAUUCAUCUUUAUUUACAAAAACUGAUGACAGUUCAUCAACAGAAUCCACAUCGCCACCUCGCAACAAUAAUGAUCAUCAGUAUGAAAAAAUUAAAUCAAAUGAACCUGAAAAACCAGAUAAUUUGUUUUUAUGUACAAUUUCAAACCAAUCACACAUAGUAAACAUUAAAGCAGAACUUUAUCAAUACAAUAGAACAAUUAAAUGGAGUAAUCCACCGGAUAAUGUCUGCAUAUUGCCAACAAAAGAUGACGUGUUAGUUGUAGCAUUUGAGAAAAAUUUGAUAGAAAUUGCUACGUUGAAACAUGGAGAAAUAAUUAAAAGAGAGGCUAAAGGUGUACCUGUUCGGUUUCUUGGUGAAUCGAUGAUAAAAUCUGUUGAAACAAGGAAAUGCCAUUAUAAUAUUAAUAAUGAAACUUGUGGGGACUCUAAUAGAUUAGAAAUUGAUAGUGGUAUUAGAAGAGUUUUAUUUUGGACUUGUCAAUUAAAUAACGAGAAUUAUAUUUAUCGUGGAAAAGUUGAAUUAUAA
Molecule: messenger RNA, 1764 nt
Organism: Entrophospora candida
Lineage: Eukaryota; Fungi; Glomeromycota; Glomeromycetes; Entrophosporales; Entrophosporaceae
Source: the annotation of a GenBank genome assembly